UAAUAAGAAGACCCAAUUUUUCCAUUUACUUUUCUUGUUUUUUUUUUUUUUUUAUCCCAAAGGACCCGCCAAUGUAAACGCACUUCCCAUUCCGAUUCUCUAUCCGAAUGACUCAACUGGUCAUCCCAUUCUGUUUUCACUAGGUCUCAGAUCCAGUGACAAUCCACGUCACUUUGCGUUGCAUGUGCUCUGAAACCACUUGUUAAUCUCUGUGCUUGCAAUCGCGCUUCAGUGUGGAAGCUGAAUGCGAUAAUGGCUUCUCGCACUUACGACUCUAACUUCUUGAAGCAAUUUUGGAUCCCCAACCACGUUCUCAUGCCGGAAUCUAAGGUUGAAGAUAGCGUGAUCGAUCCUGAUGGACCUAAGUGUCCGGUGCUCGUUUUCGUUAACUCAAAGAGCGGUGGUCAGCUAGGAGGGAGCCUCUUGGAAACGUAUCGUGCGCUUCUCAGCGAAAAACAGGUUUUUGACUUAGGGGAAGAGGCUCCUGAUAAGGUUCUCAGCAGAAUUUAUGCUAAUUUGGAAAAUCUGAAGGUCCAGGGUGAUCAAUUUGCUAUAAGGACGAUGGAAAAGUUGAAAUUAAUUGUUGCAGGGGGUGAUGGAACGGCUGGAUGGCUACUUGGAGUUGUUUGUGAUCUCAAAUUAUCUCAUCCGCCACCCAUAGCCACAGUUCCCUUGGGCACAGGGAACAAUCUACCAUUUGCAUUUGGUUGGGGGAAGAAGAACCCAGGGACAGAUGAACAAUCGGUCAUGUCAUUUCUAGAACAAGUAAUGAAAGCUAAGGAAAUGAAAAUAGACAACUGGCACAUUCUUAUGCGGAUGAGGGCUCCAAAGCAAGGUUCCUGUGAUCCAAUUGCACCUCUUGAGUUACCACAUUCUUUGCAUGCUUUCCAUCGUGUAUCUGAGGCAGAUGAACUCAAUAUGGAAGGAUGCCAUACUUUUCGUGGGGGAUUUUGGAAUUACUUCAGCAUGGGAAUGGAUGCUCAAGUGUCUUAUGCAUUUCAUUCUGAACGAAAGUUGCAUCCUGAAAAAUUCAAAAAUCAGUUGGUCAAUCAGAGUACUUAUGCUAAGCUUGGAUGCACACAAGGAUGGUUUUUUGCUCCUCUGUUCCAUCCUCCUUCCAGGAACAUAGCACAUCUUGCAAAAGUAAAGGUCAUGAAAUCGCAUGGUCAUUGGGAAGACCUGCACAUACCUUCCAGCAUCAGGUCAAUUGUAUGCCUUAACUUGCCUAGCUUCUCUGGUGGAUUAAAUCCAUGGGGUACGCCAAACAAGAAGAAGAGUAGUGAUAGAGAUUUGACACCACCUUAUGUAGAUGAUGGCCUUAUAGAGGUGGUUGGUUUUAGAGAUGCUUGGCAUGGGCUUGUUUUGCUUGCUCCAAAUGGACAUGGAACUCGUCUUGCUCAGGCACACAGAAUCCGCUUUGAGUUUCACAAAGGUGCGGCAGAUCACACAUUCAUGAGGAUUGACGGGGAACCUUGGAAACAACCCCUACCGGUUGACGAUGAUACUGUUUUGGUGGAGAUAUCUCACCAUGGCCAGGUUAACAUGCUCGCCACUCAUGAUUCCAAGGCUAAAAGUGUGAAUGAUCCAUCAUCACCAUACCAUAAUGAUGUAGAGGAAGAUGAUAGUGAUGAUGAAGACUCCAAAGCAGAUGAAUUCCGGAAGUUUGGUGCGGCAGAUACAUUUAAAAUCCCAGAUGAAGUAGACCUUGCUCAUCUUAGUUAGGUCUUACAAGCCAUUCUUUAGCUAUGCAGUUGAAAUUGCCUGCCUAGCUGUUAAUUAGGACUUCGAUAAAUAUUAAUUGUCGUUGCCCCUAUCAAAUGUAUCACCUAUUUGCUCUAUUGUAGCAGCGUUAUGUCUGUAUGAUAAUAAUCGUAAUUAAGAAUUUAGAUGCAAUAAUUUCUUUGUUGUCAACUAUUUUGCAUGUGACAUCUAUACCGAUUUAUCAUAUAUCUAUUCCUGAAACGCAGGUUGUUAUGCUGU
Molecule: messenger RNA, 1980 nt
Organism: Abrus precatorius (Indian licorice)
Lineage: Eukaryota; Viridiplantae; Streptophyta; Magnoliopsida; Fabales; Fabaceae
Product: diacylglycerol kinase 5-like
Exons: 13
Coding region: 253-1722 (489 amino acids)
Molecular function (GO): ATP-dependent diacylglycerol kinase activity
Source: RefSeq, a predicted model, not a curated record